AUGCACGUCACUUACUCCUGCGGCCGUAACCCAGCCCGUGUCUUCCCGUUGUGUGAUUACUGCGGGAAGAAAUUCUGCCAACCACAACACCUCCGCUCGCACCAAAAGCGCAUGCACGCAGAGGUAUGGUGCAUCGAGGCCAGUUGCAACGCGGCCUUCACCACGAAGCAAUGCCUGCAGUUCCACUACAAGAAGGUGCACGGUUACUCGGGCGACAACAUGCCCAAGAUCGAGCGCUGCAUCCCCUACACCUUCGACUCGUACUCGGGCGCUCCCGAGGACUCGUCCCAGAGUUCCGACCCGCCCCUCGCGCCGCUCACGCCCACGGAGGGGCCGCCCACAUCGCGCGCCGACCUCCUCCUCGCCGCGGCUGCCAAGCUGCCUCCCGCCGCGACGUUGCACGGCUACGUGACCAAGUACGCCGCCGCCACCCGGCUGGUGAGCAAGGGCUCCCGCAAGUGGCUCGGCGACCCCAUGGACAUGCCCGACCGCGACUACAACGACAGGGACGUGUACGACUUCGACGACAAGCUGGAGGAGGACCUGCUGCAGAAGAGGAAGAAGGACGAGGAGUGCGGCGGCGAGGACAAGCUGUACCGGCGCGAGUCGACCGCCUCGCUGCUGGUGGAGGCGGCGCUUAACGUGGCCGAGCAGAACAUGAAGAUGGACAGCCGCAACAUCGGCAGCCACGACCGCCUGCUGGGUUACAGCGGCCGCUACUCGCCGCUGCCGCCCGCGACAGUCGUCACGUCCAUCGAGCAGAUUCUGCCGCACGACGCCGCCCUCGCCACGCACAUCAAGUACACGACCAGCGCCGCCGACGACGAGCGGGCGCACCUCGAGUACACACUGGAGCGAGAGUACGACCCCCGAGACCUCCCGGAAGUGAUGGUCGUGCACGAGACGAUAGGCUCCCGAGACCUGCAUGACCAGCUCAGCCACGACCUGCAAGACAAUCUGCACGCCGCUCUCGACCAUCUCCCACCCACCUCCGUCAACGACGACCUGCACCAUUCCCACCACCACGUACAACACUCGGACCACGCCCACAAUCUCGCCCUGGUCAAAUCCGACGAGCUCCCGCCACCCACGCCCGCAACGCCCGUGGAUCCAGGAACGCCCAUGGCCCCGCCCACGCCUCUGAGUUCAAGCGGGGGUCUCGAGCCAACGCUGCACGUACUGGACCAGCUGCCCGUGACCCAGGGCCUCCCGGUGUCGCUGUCCUCUCUGUCGGUGGGCCUCGACAUGAGCUACAAGCACUACCGCCACGCCGAGCUGACCCCCGUGAGCCAGGAGCACUGCCUGGCCGGCCAGCUCGACGACUCCGAGGCUUCUAUGGGGCUGGACCCCAUGGGUGAGAGCGCGCAGCUGUCGCCUCGGAACGACCACCUGGCGGAUCAGCUGCCGCUGCCCGAGCUCCAGCCCCACGACUUCCGGGGGCUAGCCGCCCUGCGCUCCCCGGAACCCCCGAGGUCGCCGUACCUGUCCCCGAGUCCCACUCCCGACGCGCUCCGCUCGUACCCCGCGAAUUCAGACGGAAUGCGCUCCCCUCUGCCUGUGGACCAAUGCGUGGACAUGUCGCGCGGGAACCUCUUCAUCCGCCCCGCAGACCUGGCCAGUCUGCAGCAGAGGUACCACGGGGAAGUCAGCCACCAGUCCGGGAGGACGCAGCUGUACGAGCUCGAGCGCGUCCCCUCUCACACGAUGGACCUCAGCAUGACGGGCCGCACCCUGACGUACACGAGCGACGCCCUGAGACCAGGCACGGUGUGCACCACGGUGUACGUGGCCGACUCCCACCACGACGAUCGCCAUUCCCUCGACCUCACUCUGCCCAGACACGACCCUGAGUUGCACAGAGCGAAUUCCCCCCUCCACGGCCCCCCCGUGACCAGGACCAUUUCAUCUCCCUCACAGUUAUCUCCUCACAAUCAGUUAUCUCCUCACAACCAGCUCUCGCCUCACAACCAAUUGUCCCCGAAUAAUCAGUUAUCGCCCCACAACCAGCUCUCCCCCAAUAACCAGCUGUCUCCCCACACUCAGUUGCCUCCGUACUCCCAACUGUCUCCCCAUGGUCAGAUGUCUCCGCUCGUGAGUCUGGGUAUGGUGGAGCGGGGAGGGGUCGGGAGCCCCCCUCUCUCUCCUACGGCUAACCCCCUCCCCCCCAUCAGCCGCAUCGUGGCCCCCUCGUCUCACUCCCCGUUGUUAACCUCGCGCCAAAUGUCUCCAAUACCAAGAUCGGAGCUGUCGCCCUCGUUCACCACGCACACCCACGGGGAGCUGUUCGUGACGAGUGGCGCCAUCCCCCUGCAGCCCAGCACCCCAGGCCCCCCUCUCACCCCCGGCCCCCAGCUCAGCAAGGAGAGAUCCUCGUCUCCCUACAACCAGUAUCCUUCGUCGCCGUACCCCAGGCACCAGCACCACUCCUCCCCGCCUCCCUCGUACCACUACCAGUAUUACUGACCUCGGCUUUCUCCUCCCCCCACCCAUUCCCCAGACAGAUCUCAAAUCUUCUUGGUUGACUCAGAAUACCUCGACGUCAACCCACCUUCCUCCUCCUCUUCCACCUCUUCAAAUUACUACUCCUAGUACUGUUUCAACGAUUUACGAUAAGCCUUUGUUAGCUACCGGGUGAAGAACUACCUAAUCAGUACUGGGAUUGUUCAUGCUACUUCUUCAUGUAUAUUUCACAACGACUGGGGAAUACCUCACCGAAGGCCCGACAUUCCCAUGGCAAUUUUUUACUCAGUAAUUUUUAAGUACUGUCGUUUAUUGUGGGCAUUUCACAUUCAAAGGACUGAUUUCAUAAUUUAUAAGCUCAAUUCAUCAAUACUGAUAACUCAAAGGUUUUUACUAACCGUGAUAUCAACUUGACUACAACUGACGAGUUGUGCUUUUUUAUAUCCUAUGGGUAAAUACUCUCUUGUAUAUGUGAUUGACACACCCUCCCUCCUCUCGAUCACCUACAUUGUCUUCCCUGUUUUUCCUCCUUCGUGGUGUGGGGGCUGCCCUUUGUAAGACGGUUGCCCUUUUGGCUUCUGGAUGAACAGAACGACGAUUAACGUCUGUCAGAGGGCCUGUAACUUCCUCAUGUUUUGUGUCUAGGGUCACAAGUUUUCUAUUACUUUUUGGAUACAUUUUUAACUUAGUUGUGACCCCAACUUUAAUCGUGUAUACAUGAUUGCCUCUUCCAACUCAGGGAGUGCUGUUUUAUGGAGUUCUUUCCAGUGAUUUGAGAGGCAUGACCCGUGUGGGCCUGGUUGGCCACCGAGCAGUGGACAAGUUGAAUUGCUGAUACACUCCUCCUAUGCACUCAACCAUUACAUAUGCAAAUGCAAUAUAUAUGCAAUGUGAAACGAAGCCUGGUUAUUGCAUAGGCCAUGUUUGUGCCCCGAGCAGAGCCAGGCGUUGAGCUGAGUCACUCAAGAGGCGGGGUGAUGACUGACCUGUGUGGGCUAAUGCCUCCCGAAAGCCACCACGGCCCUCAGUGGCUGGUGUGAGGAGGACUCACCCACCCUCCUAAAAUGGCACCCACUGCAUCCUUAUUUUCAAUUUCGUGCCAAGACGCGGCGCGAGGAGGCCAAGCCUUCCGUGCGGUGGUCGCAUUUCACAGGACCCUGGGACUGUUGUUUGAACCAAAGGUUGUAGAGAUGGGAAUGAGAAAGAGAAAAGUAUAUAUUUUGCUGUUAAACAUUUUUUCUAAUACGUUUCUUUCACUAGUUUUUCUCAACUGUGAGUUGUGCUGAUUCUGAGAGUAUUGAGAUUAUGGUAAGCGAACAAUUUUGGGGUGAGGACUCCCAGGGCAGCCUGUCAUUUUCUUUAUCAUUAUGUACAAAGGGAGAGAGUGAAAAAGCUCGAUGUGAACCUUACGUGCCAAUGUUUCUAGGUAACACUUGUUAGCUACUGUGUCUGAAUCAUUCAUGUUGACGAUAUUUGAAGGUGUUGCAAUUGUUUUACGUGUGAAAAUGGAUUAUCAGUGUCUCCUUUGGAUUUGUGUACUUAACUGGAUUGGGAUUGAAUUCAAAGCAAUAAAGUAAGAUCGCUCUCAGUGCACCAAGCCAGGAGUGCGCGCGUCAGUGAUGAAGGGAAAACUUGAUGACGUGUGGACUGGAGAAUGCUGUAAUUGGCCGUUUUCUAUGCUAAGAUUACGAAGGAUUUUCAUUAUGAUGAUAAGGGAUACUGCAGCAUUUUUUUCUAGUUAUUGUUGUGAUGUACUUGAUUGUUCCUGUUCCAAUGAGAUGUUGUGAUCUUUGUUUUCAUUGAUACUUUUUUAACAUGGGAUGUUUGUACUCAUUAUCAACGAAGAAAAUGAGAAUUGUAUGGUAGGUGUGUAGACUAAGAUUGAUUUUUACUUGAUAUUCAUUAGUUAAUUUGAUAAGUUUUACAAUGAUAAUUAUGCUCUAGUGUAGACUUCCAAAAGAAGACAAAAACACAUGCAGUAUUUCACAAAAUCACCACAAUAAGAAAUAACAAUUAAACAAAGCAAAUGUACAUCAGACCAAUUCAAAAUAUAUCUUUUGAACUGACAUUUUGCACAGUCACACAAGGAAAUUAUAUUUUUGGAAAGAUACUACUAAUAAUCUUUAAAACAAAACGAUGAUAAUAAUUACGACAU
Molecule: messenger RNA, 4615 nt
Organism: Penaeus monodon (black tiger shrimp)
Lineage: Eukaryota; Metazoa; Arthropoda; Malacostraca; Decapoda; Penaeidae
Product: sialidase-like
Exons: 4
Coding region: 1-2463 (820 amino acids)
Source: RefSeq, a predicted model, not a curated record